Salvia splendens (bonfire salvia) is the source of this 661-nucleotide messenger RNA. Its product is annotated as (+)-pulegone reductase. NCBI's taxonomy places the organism in Eukaryota, Viridiplantae, Streptophyta, Magnoliopsida, Lamiales, Lamiaceae. The record is from RefSeq and is a predicted model, not a curated record. The transcript is spliced from 3 exons. Gene Ontology annotation, molecular function: 2-alkenal reductase [NAD(P)H] activity. The coding region runs from base 1 to 447 and encodes 148 amino acids.
AUGGGUGAGGAAAUUAGCAACAAGCAAGUGAUACUCAACAACUAUGUCAAAACAUCUGUGAAAGAAUCCGAUAUGUCGCUGAGAACUUCCAAAAUUCUGCUCAAAAUUCCCAGCGGUUGCGACGGCGCCGUUUUGGUGAAGAAUCUCUACUUAUCCAUCGAUCCUUUUAUUCUUGCCCUCAUGAAGAAUCAGGAGCUCGAUUUACCUUCUUUCACGCUGGAUUCUCCUAUUUAUGGAUUUGGAGUAUCGAAAGUACUGGAUUCGUCUCAUCCAAAUUUCAAGACGGGCGAGCUAGUUUGGGGGUUUACUGGCUGGGAGGAGUAUAGCCUUAUUAAAGAUCCAGACCAAUUGUUUAAGGUUCAAGAUAAAGAUUUGCCCCUCUCUUAUUAUACAGGGAUUCUUGAAGUAUUGUAUGCAGUUAAACUGUUAACGAAAACGAGCUGUUGAUGAACUAUAUAUGCUUGAAUAAAUAGAUUGGGAAAUGUUGGAUUUGUAGCGUUUAUCUUGAUAGUUUCUGAAAAACAACAGUAGGAGAUGUACUAACUUGAGACUGAAAAUCAACGUGUCUCUGCUGCAUCCGGAGCUGUUGGUCAGCUCGUUGGUCAGUUUGCAAAGAUCGCAGGGUGUUACGUUGUUGGGAGUGCGGGGAGCAAAGAAAAGG